AAAGUGGACACUAUAUACACAUUUUGACCGUAAUUUAUACCUCAUUUAAAUCAUGUGAGAAAAGUUUAAAUAAAAAUUUUUUUGAUUGUAAUUAAUUGUGUUUAAAAAGUGAAUUAAAAUGAAUAGAAAUUUAUGUAAACUUUUGUGCAAUAAAUGCAAAUUCAAUGGACUUGUGAUGAAAAGGCAUUUAAACGCCAAUUCAUUUGAUUUUGGUUUUCUGGCCGUUCAUCAGAAGAUAGCGAACUCCGGUGUUGUCAACCAAACCAAAGACAAUCUCAUCCUAUUUCACGAGUGGUCGGGAAUGUCGUGGAGUCUGGAGAUAGCGCUCAUGACAGCCGCCAUCCGAACACUCAUUACAUUCCCCUUAAGUAUUAGUCAACACAACAUUUUGGCCAAAUAUGAAGCUCUCAAACCAGAGAUCAGUCAUUUCGCUCAUCAGCUCAAGAAGGAGGUCGACUCAGCCCAGUAUCUCCUCAAUUGGACACCACUUAAGGCCAGACUUAUGCACACAUAUCGGAUGAAACAAGAAGUGAAACGAUUGAUAAUUAGAGACAAUUGUCAUCCAAUGAAGGCCUCGAUUGUAGUUUGGUUUCAAAUCCCGAUUUGGAUUAUAGUCUCGCAUUCAAUACGACAGAUGUCUUUCGUGAACGCAAUGUCUGACCCGAAGGCACAACUCGUUUACAGCCAAUUGUCUUCCGAAGGGAUUCUAUGGUUUCAAGACUUGACACAAACGGAUCCCUACUUUGUUCUGCCGUUUCUGACGGCAAUCGUUAACUUAACUAUAGUUCAGAUGCACUCAAACGAGAGACUCAAGAGAAUGCAAACGGCGACCAAAAUGCACACAAUUAUCACAAACCUGGGCAGAGUCAUUAUCACAAACCUGGGCAGAGGUCUGAGUGUGGCUCUCAUCCCAAUUGGUCUCUAUAUGCCUACAUCAGUUUGCUUAUAUUGGUUCACAUCGUCGACAAUGGGCUUAAUUCAGACAAUUAUAUUACAUAACAAUGCAUUCAAGCAAUGGUUGGGCACAACUCGACCCGACACUACUCGGGUUGAGCCCAGUGUUGGCAAAACCCAAUCUAAUUAACCUAUAAUUAUAUACCCA
Messenger RNA from Medioppia subpectinata, 1102 nucleotides. Lineage: Eukaryota; Metazoa; Arthropoda; Arachnida; Sarcoptiformes; Oppiidae. The record is from the annotation of a GenBank genome assembly.